Messenger RNA from Humulus lupulus (European hop), 2404 nucleotides. Its product is annotated as U-box domain-containing protein 19-like. Lineage: Eukaryota; Viridiplantae; Streptophyta; Magnoliopsida; Rosales; Cannabaceae. The record is from RefSeq and is a predicted model, not a curated record. Gene Ontology annotation, biological process: protein ubiquitination. Bases 50 to 2119 code for a protein of 689 amino acids. Gene Ontology annotation, cellular component: nucleus; cytoplasm. The transcript has a single exon. Gene Ontology annotation, molecular function: protein binding; ubiquitin-protein transferase activity.
ACGAUUCUUCUAAGUUUCGAAACAUAGAUUUUUCUCUUCCUCUUCUUCAAUGAUUCAAAGAUUUCAUCAGAAUGAUCGCCGGAGCUUGACUUUUCCGGCGGUUCAUCCAUGCGAAGCCGUCUCAACGGAGACUCUUCUAAACUCACUGGUCUCUCUAUCCCGAACCAUCUGCGAUUUCCACUCCAAGUUCUUCGCGUCACAGCGACGAAACGCCCGAGAAGCCAUUCGUCAGGUUGGAGUGCUCCUUAUCUUUUUUGAGGAGGUUCUGGACCGAGGCUCGAUCCUCUCAAACUCAUCGCUUCUAUGCUUGUCCGAGCUUCACCUCACCUUCCAGAAGAUUCAGUUCCUGUUGGAAGAUUCCUUCCGUGAAGGGUCCAGGCUAUGGAUUCUCACCAAGUGCAAGUUUGUCGCUUCUCAGUUCAGAAUUCUCUUUCAGGCUGUGGCGACGGUUCUGGACGUUCUUCCUCUGGAUUCGAUCGACGUCGGGGGUGAAGUGAAGGAAUUAGUGGAUUUGGUGGCGAAGCAAGCGAGGAGAGCGAGGUUUGAGCUAGCCUUUGACGACGAACGAGGAGUGGACGUAGUGUUUGGGAUAAUGUCUCAGUUCGAGAAAGGAACUGAGCCUGAUUUGGAAACGAUUAAGCGAGUAUUGGACUUUCUUGGAAUCAGAAGCUGGUCUGAUUGUAACAAGGAGAUUAGAUUCUUGGAAGAAGAACUUGGAUUCGAGUUUCCGGAUUGCAAAGAGAGAGACGUUGCGCACUUGAGCGGUUUGGUUGGAUUGAUGUGUUACAGCAGAGGAGUAAUUUUCGAAGAAUUAGAUCACCAUCAUCAUCGAAACGCCUCCGCCGAAGAGGACCAAUUAGAUUCAAGGAUCAAUUUGGAUGCGCCUACUUUUUUGAAUCCGGAUGAUUUUCGAUGCCCGAUUUCGCUAGAGCUAAUGACAGACCCGGUUACUGUCUCAACUGGUCAGACCUAUGAUCGUUCAUCAAUUCUAAAAUGGCUCAAAGCUGGAAAUUUAACCUGUCCCAAAACUGGGGAGAGGCUUAAAAAUCCUGAAUUGGUGCCUAAUUCGGCUUUGAAAAAACUUAUACAACAAUUUUGCUCCGAAAAUGGAAUUACGCUCGCUCAAUUGGAAAAAAAAAGCCGAGACAUGACGGGCACAACGGUCCCCUCUAGUCGAGUUGCGGCGGAGGCCAUGAAAUUUCUGUCGAAAUUUCUAGUCCGGUUGCUGGUUUUCGGCAAUGGGAGGCAGAAAAUAAAGGCUGCUUACGAGAUUCGCUUGCUGGCAAAAUCGAACAUCUACAACAGGUCAUGUUUGAUCGAUGCCGGCGCAAUUUCUCCUCUGUUGAAUCUUUUGUCAUCUUCAACCGAAGCUUGUCCCCAAGAGAACGCCAUUUCAGCGUUGUUGAAGCUGUCUAAGCACUCUAAAGGCCGCGUAUUGAUCGUAGAAUAUGGGGGUUUACAUGAAAUUCUCAAUGUUCUUAAGCAUGGUUUGAGCUCGGAAGCAAAGCAAAUAGCUGCGGCUAUAAUAUUUUACCUUUCUUCAGUAAAGGAUUACCGAAAACUAAUAGGAGAAAUACCAGAGGCAAUCCCAGCUCUGGUGGAGCUUAUUAAGGGAGGAACAACUUGUGGGAAGAAGAACGCCGUGGUCGCCAUUUUCGGGCUUAUUUUCUUUCCAAAUAACCAGAAAAGGGUUAUUGAAAAUGGAACUGUUCCAUUACUAAUUGACAUUUUAACUCACUCGGACAAAACUGAUCUCAUAACCGAUACACUAGCAGUUCUAUCAACUUUAGCUGAUAACGUGGAAGGAGCCAAUUCGAUUCUUCAGGCCUCUGCUAUGCCUCUAAUCAAGAACACCCUUCAUUCUACCUCUUCACGUGCCGCGAAGGAGUACUGCGUUUCCACCUUGCUUUCGCUGUGCAACAAUGGCGGAGAUGAGGUUGUUUCAGUCUUGGUGAAGGACCAUUCACUCAUGGAGCUACUUUACUCCAUUUUAGGAGAUGGAACCCCUCUUGCCGGAAAGAAAGCGCGUGCACUCAUCAGAAUUCUUCAUAAAUAUCGCGAAACAAGCCCCGUCUUGAGUUCGGCAGUUCCCCACGAACAAUUUGUUCGAGCAAGAUGAGAUUUAACAAAAAUUCUCAUAUCUUCUGUAUUUAUUUGCAGCCUUAUUUUUUCAGGGUGUGGAUUCUUUUUCCAUUAUUUUUAGUACUAGCUUAGGAUUUGAAUAGUUAUUCUUAUUUUGGACAUUAGCUCGAGUUUUUUCAAGAGCUAACCAUUGUCAUCAGUGUGUAGUACUGGUGGGGUUUAGAUUCUUUUUGUAAUUAUAAAUAAUAUGGUAUAGGUUAGGGAUCAAUAAAUUGUACUUUGGAACUUAAUAUUAUGAAAGACCAAAGAAUUUCAAGGUUGA